AUGAGAGCCGCAUCAUGGACGGGCUCACCUUCCAUCAAGGGCCGGUCGGAAGCGACCAAGAUGGCUCUUUUGGCGUUUAGUUUGACGGGUGUUUCGUUUACAUGGGGUGUUGAAAUGUCAUAUUGCACACCGUACCUCCUCCAACUUGGCCUCACAAAAUCGCGCACAUCGCUCGUCUGGAUCGCCGGCCCGCUUUCCGGACUCAUUAUUCACCCGCUCAUUGGCGUAAUAGCGGAUCGAUCAAGAUCAAAAUGGGGUCGCAGGAGGCCGUUUAUGCUGGGUGGUGCGCUCGUUGUGGCGUUUUGUUUGUUGUUGUUGGGUUGGACGUCGGAGGUUGUGGGGUUGUUUGUGCAUGAUGCUGAGAAGAAACGGGGUGCGACAAUUGCGGUUGCGGUUUUGGCGAUUUAUGGGGUUGAUUUUGCUAUCAAUGCUGCAAUUCGAAUGCAGGCAAUUGGCUCAUUGAUAGCGUACAUCGUCGGCUCGAUAGACAUGGUCACAACAUUCGGCACCACAUUCGGCGAUACGCAAUUCAAGCAAAUGACCGUGGUAGCGGCUAUUUUCUUGAUUGUUGCUGUUGUGAUCACGUCGUAUUCUGUCAAAGAGAGGGUGCUGAUAGCGGCGAGAGGAGCGGAUGAGACGCAUGGCUUUUUCCAUGUUAUAUCGCAACUGUACAAAACGACUAUGGAUCUGCCGCCGCGUAUUCAGUCCAUCUGUUGGGUUCAAUUCUGGUCUUGGAUCGGUUGGUUCCCAUUCCUCUUCUACAGUACGACGUGGGUGGGAGAGACAUAUUUUCGCUACGAAAAUCCCGAGUACGCCGCAAGCUCUUCCGACACAUUGGGAGAUGUUGGUCGACUGGGUAGUCUGUCCCUUGUGAUAUUUUCCGGCGUCACAUUCCUGUCCUCUGUGCUCCUCCCCUUUGGCGUCCGCUCACCCGACAGCAACUCCAAACGGGCAAACUUCACAUCCCGCCCUCCGCCUCGAAUGGCGGCAUUACUGCGUCGUUUCAAAAGAGUUAGACCCAGUUUACAGACUGCAUGGCUUCUUUCGCAUCUCGUCUUCGCGGGGACAAUGAUAUUUGCGCCUAUGGCUCSCUCGUUGAAGUUUGCGACCUUUUUGGUGUCUGUCUGCGGUAUCCCCUGGGCUGUUUCCGGAUGGGCGCCGUUCGCGUUCAUGGGCAUUGAGAUCAAUAAAUUGGCCUUGGAGCCACCGAGCCGCCCCACGGCAACGAUGAUUACUUCCACUACGUUUCGGACACAUGGCUACCGUCCUAUUGAUAGCGUCGAACCAGACAUGGAGAUGGACGUAUUGCGCUUAAAUCACCGAAGCGGCGGCGACGACGACAGCGAUGUUGAGGACUCAUCCUCGACAAUCGAAAGUUCAUCCACCGGUGAAUUGGCGGGKAUAUACCUAGGCGUGCUGAAUGUGUAUACAACCCUGCCCCAAUUCGUGGGCACGUUUAUCAGUUGGAUUGUAUUCAGCAUCCUCGAACCAGGCGUCCCACCGGUAGGCCAGAAACCGCCUCCGAUUGAAGGAGAGGAGGCCUCUUCAAGCGGCGCCAGAGAUGGCGGAUGGAUGAAUCUAGAUACCGAUGCACCCAAUGCGAUUGCGGUUUGUCUGUUCAUCGGCGCACUUAGUGCGUUGGUUGCUGCGGAAGCUACGCGACGGUUCAGAGCGUUGAGGCAGCAGACAAACCAUGACUGA
Talaromyces amestolkiae is the source of this 1701-nucleotide messenger RNA. RefSeq lists its product as uncharacterized. Lineage: Eukaryota; Fungi; Ascomycota; Eurotiomycetes; Eurotiales; Trichocomaceae. The transcript has 7 exons. The record is from RefSeq and is a predicted model, not a curated record. The coding region runs from base 1 to 1701 and encodes 566 amino acids. Gene Ontology annotation, molecular function: sucrose:proton symporter activity. Gene Ontology annotation, cellular component: membrane.